AUGACCGUCACAAAGCGGAAACAAAAGCCCCGCGAGACCGGCGGACCUGAUACGGCCGUCUCGGCCCCGCAACUCGAGUCGGGCAUGAAGGCGACGUGCGACUCGUGUUCGACCGACAUUACGCAUACGGUGCAUAUUCGGUGUGCGGAGAAGGUUGGAGAGAGGCUGACGUGUCCGGACUUUGAUCUUUGUGUCGAUUGCUUCCUUCACGGCAAAUCCCUCGGCCCUCACCGUGCCAACCACGCCUACCGCGUCAUCUCCUCUCACGCCUUCCCCAUCUUCGACCCCGAUUGGGGAGCAGACGAGGAACUGCUUCUCAUCGAGGGCGCCGAGAUGUACGGGCUCGGGAACUGGGCGGACAUUGCGGAACACGUCGGUGGGCGGACGAAGGAGGAGUGCUACGAGCAUUACAUGCGGACGUACAUCGAGAGUCCAGACUAUCCUCUUCCGCACAUCCCUCCCGAAAUCGACCCAACAAACGCCGAGUCCUUCCAGCAACGCAAAAAAGCGCGACUGGAAGAACUGCAAUCCCGUCCAAUCCCGCUCCCUCCUCCCAAACCGCUCGCCUCCGCACCGACAUGCCACGAGAUCGCAGGCUACAUGCCCGGCCGUCUCGAGUUCGAGCACGAGUAUGAGAACGAGGCGGAGGUGUUGAUCAAGGAUCUCGAGUUUGGGAGGGUGUAUCACUUUGGAGGCGAGUUGCAGCCUGCUGCGCCGCCGGCGGAGAAAACGGCGGCGGAGAAGGAGGCGGAAGGUGCGAAUGGCGCGGCGGAGGAGGAGAAGCCGUUGCCGGAUGGCGAGAACGAGGGCGACGAGCCGGAGGCGGAACUCGACCUCAAGCUCGCGAUACUCGAGUUGUUCAACGAGCGGUACGACAAGCGUAUGCAAGCCAAGGAGCUCAUCUUCGACCGAGGGUUGAUCAACUACAAGACGCUCUCGGCGGCCGAGCGGAAACGGUCCAAGGAGGAGCGUGACCUCAUCACGCGAACAAAAGUCUUUGCGCGCAUUCAGACGGCGCAAGAUCACGAGGACUUGGUCGAGGGAUUGCUCUACGAGAUCACCCUGCGGAGACGCAUCGCCGAACUGCAAGAGUAUCGACGGAACGGGGUCACGACGCUCGCCGAAGCCUCGCGGUAUGAGCAGGCGAAGCAGCAGCGAUUGUCGUCUAAAGCGGCCUCGUACCGCGACUCGAUCUCGCUUUCGUUCGACCGUGCCGCCGCCUCCCGUCGACCAACCCCUCAGUCUACUCUUGUCCAGCAACUCAAAAACCGCCCUGCGCCCCCUCUCACUCUCGCAACAGCCGACUCGCUCCAGCUGCUCACACCCCUCGAGACGCAACUCUGCUCGACCCUGCGCAUCCUCCCUCGGCCGUAUCUCUUCCUCAAGGAGGUUCUCCUGCGGGAGUACGUCCGGCUGAAGGGGAACAUGACGGCGCGAGAAGCGCGGCGGGCGGUCGUCCGGGAGAAGAAUGGCGAGUUGCUUGGACCCGAAGAGGGCGUCGGGGGCGAGUGGGGCGAGAAGAUUGAGCGCGUGUGGGAGUUCCUGCGCGACUCGAUGGGCUUGAAGGAGCGGGUGAUGGUUGGGAUGGACGGAGACAUGGACGAUGGCGGGACGGCCGACGAGGAGAUGGACGACGACGAGGUCGAUGCGGAUGGCGACGACGCGAUGGCGCUGGCCGACGAGGCGCCGAAGCCUGCAGCGGUUGCAACAUGA
This is a messenger RNA of Rhodotorula toruloides NP11, 1713 nucleotides long. Its product is annotated as transcriptional adapter 2. Gene Ontology annotation, biological process: chromatin remodeling; regulation of transcription by RNA polymerase II. Gene Ontology annotation, molecular function: transcription coactivator activity; chromatin binding; zinc ion binding. NCBI's taxonomy places the organism in Eukaryota, Fungi, Basidiomycota, Microbotryomycetes, Sporidiobolales, Sporidiobolaceae. Gene Ontology annotation, cellular component: nucleus; SAGA-type complex. The transcript is spliced from 5 exons. The record is from RefSeq and is a predicted model, not a curated record. The coding region runs from base 1 to 1713 and encodes 570 amino acids.